Molecule: messenger RNA, 435 nt
Organism: Dioscorea cayenensis subsp. rotundata (Guinea yam)
Lineage: Eukaryota; Viridiplantae; Streptophyta; Magnoliopsida; Dioscoreales; Dioscoreaceae
Product: secreted RxLR effector protein 161-like
Exons: 1
Coding region: 1-435 (144 amino acids)
Source: RefSeq, a predicted model, not a curated record
AUGGGUGUUAAUGAGAAAUUGUCUAAAGAUGAACAUGGGAAUAAUGUGGAUCCAAGUCUUUAUAGAAGCAUGAUUGGUAGCUUCCUCUAUCUCACAGCUAGUAGACCAGAUAUUUGUUUCAGUGUUGGAGUUUGUGCAAGAUAUCAAGCAUUACUAAAUCAAUCACACUUAACAGCAGUCAAACGCAUAAUCCGCUAUAUCAGUGGCACUGUAGAGUUUGGGAUUUGGUAUUCUAGUGAUUCAAAUAUGCACUUGGCAGGCUAUAGUGAUGCUGAUUGGGUAAGCAAUAUAGAUGAUCAAAAAAGCACUUCUGGUGGAUGUUUUUAUCUAGGCAACAACUUGGUCACUUGGUACAGGAAGAAGCAAAGUCCUAUCUCACUUUCUACUGUUGAAGCUGAGUAUCAUAGCAGUAAGAAGUUGUUGCACACAGAUUGA